Messenger RNA from Xiphias gladius (swordfish), 3978 nucleotides. RefSeq names its product cdc42-interacting protein 4 homolog. Gene Ontology annotation, molecular function: protein binding. Gene Ontology annotation, biological process: signal transduction. The record is from RefSeq and is a predicted model, not a curated record. Lineage: Eukaryota; Metazoa; Chordata; Actinopteri; Istiophoriformes; Xiphiidae. Bases 105 to 1616 code for a protein of 503 amino acids. The transcript has 14 exons.
UUUUUUUUUUUCCCCCCUCCACCACCUGGGUGCUUCUUUCUCUGCUCUAAAACAACACAGAGGGAUUCCUGCGUUUUUCCUCAGACACCCGAACUUCUGCGGACAUGGACUUUGGAACGGAUCUGUGGGACCAGUAUGACGUCAUCGACAAGCAGACGCAGUCAGGCCUUGAUCUGGUGGAGCGAUACAUAAAGUUUGUGAAGGAACGGACAGAGAUAGAGCAGAGCUACGCCAAGCAACUCAGGAGUCUAACCAAGAAAUACGCCAAACGAGGGAGCAAGGAAGAGCAAGACUGCAAAUUCAGCAAUCACGCAUCGUUUCAGGAGAUCCUGAACGAGCUGAACGAUUACGCCGGGCAACGGGAGCUCAUCGCUGAAAACAUGAUGACCGGCAUCUGUGUCGAGCUCACCAAGUACCUUCAGGAACUCAAACAUGAACGGAAAACACACCUGUCUGAUGCAAAGAAGGCCCAGCAGACUUUAGAGAGCAGCUUUAAACACCUAGAAAGUACUAAGAAGCGCUUCGCCAAGGAAUGGGCGGAGGCUGAUAAAGCCACACAACAAGCAGAGAAAACAGAGAGUGACCUAUAUGCCACCAGGCUCGAUGUCGAGAAAGCCAAGCAGCACGCCCAUGCCCGCACACACACGGCGGAGGAGUGCAGGAACGACUACGCAGCACAGCUCCAGAAAUACAACAAGGAACAAAACUUAUUCUACUACUCGGAGAUACCGCAGAUCUUCAAUAAACUGCAGGAAAUGGAUGAGCGGAGGAUCCGGCGGCUGGCGGAGGGCUACUGCCAGUUUUCAGACAUCGAAAAGAAGGUACUGCCUAUCAUCUCAAAGUGUCUAGAGGGAAUCUCUGCAGCAGGAGCGAAAAUUGAUGAGAAAGAGGACUCGAUACUGUUCAUAGAGCAGCACAAGUCUGGGUUUGAGCGACCUGGAGAUUUGGAGUUUGAGGACUACAGCCAGGGAAUUAAACCAGCGACCUCUGACUCAAGCCUCAAUCCGCCCAAAGUGCGCGCCAAGCUAUGGCCUUUCAACAAGAAGCACAAGCCGCCGGCUGCGGAGGACUUCUCUCACCUUCCUCCGGAGCAGAGGAAGAAGAGGCUGCAGGCGAAGAUUGAUGACAUCGCCAAAGAGCUGCAGAAGGCGCAGGACCAAAGUGAAGCGCUGGAGAAGAUGAAGGGCGUGUACGAGCAGAAUCCACAGAUGGGAGACCCCUCCAGUCUGGAGCCUCAGAUCACAGAGACCGCCCAGAACAUAGGGCGCCUGAGGGGGGAGCUCGCCAAAUAUGAGUCGUGGCUGUCAGAGGCAGUGGGUGGAGAAGAAUCUUCCAACACCAUCAACAAUAGUACUCAACAUGGUGUUGUAGCAGCUGAACAGCCCCAUAACAUCUACACAGAGUGUGACGAUGAGUUUGACGACAUGGAAUCUCCUAUUGGCCAGUGCACGGCUCUGUACACCUUCGAAGGCAACAGUGAGGGCACCAUUUCCAUUAUAGAGGGAGAGCUGUUGAGUAUAAUGGAGGAGGACAAAGGAGACGGCUGGAUGAGAGUCCUUAAAGCCAGUGGAGAGGAGGGCUACAUACCUUCAUCCUAUGUCAAACUUUCCCUGUAACACACAAACACACACACACACACACUCAGCCAAACACACACACACACACACACACAUAAAAACUAAGAGCUCGUGAUGGGAAUUAGGAGCCAAAGGUGAAUACAAAGUCAUCCACGAUAAUUGGAGCUGCUCUCUACAUCUUUUAUCUCUGCCAGUGACGUGUAUGGUGAGAUGAAAGUGAGUGAUUAUAAAGCUUGUUAUCAAGGCUGAUUGCCAUAUUAUACACACCCUGUCUCUGCUCGCUGUGGCAGAGACAGGAAGGCUGUCUCUAAACACAGACUGUCAGUCCUGUCUGAUCUUUCUAGAUUUCAGCUCUUUUAAAACCAAACUUUUGAAUGUAUACCUGAACUUUUUGUCACAGUGGCAGGUGAAGACUUGUGUAACAUAUUCGGCAUCAAAGUAGCCUGACACUUCAUUUCUUUGUGUCAGUAUAUCCACCCACUUGAUUUUCUCGCUGCCAUUUCUAAUAACCUGCUGAACCUUUCCUUUUUGUAACUCCAGCCUUCUACUAAAACCUCUUUCCUGACAGGAUAAUGUGAGUUUUGUUUUUUUUUUUUUUUUAAAUCAUAGUGAUGUGAUGUUUAAUGACUUAUAACUGGAUAAAAACCACUACUCUAUAGAGAGUCCACAAAAUAUAAUAUCUCUCAAUGGACUGUCAGUAGAGGAUAGGAUAGGAUUUUUCUUUUUGUUUUUUUCAACGUCUGUCUUAUAACAAUAGUCAGGUGGCCAUAUGAAAACUGAAGCGGUGUUUGCCGGCCCAGAAGACAUCCCUUCCUUAUGCACUCCCAAUGUAAGUGAUGCAGGACAAAAUCUACAAUCCUGGCUUUGUGCAAAAAUGAAUUCCAAGGUGUUUCUGAAGCUAAUGCGAAGCUUCGGCAGUCCGAGUUUGACUAAUCAAGUGGGGAUCUUCUAAAGCUUCAGUGCUUUUUAGUACAAAAUUCGCUUUUUGCGUUACUAUCCCUCCACUGUAGCUCAGCAGGAAAAAACUGGGGAACCAUUAACGGGAAAUUUCGUACUAAAAAGACUAACUUGGGAAGAUACCCACUUGAUAUGACAAAGUCAGACUUCUGAACUGCUAUAUUAACUUCAAAUAAACACUGGAAUACAUUUUUUACACAGAAUGAAGAAUGUAGAUCUUUUCCCCCCAUCUCUUACAUUGGAAGUGCAUUAGGAAGCUAUUUCUUAAAGGCCACUAUGAACCGGAGGAAUCAUUAGAUAGCAAAAACUGUUCCAUGUACAUAUGGGCAAGCAAGUAAUGUUACAAGACAGACUUGAAAAAAUGUGAACCUGAAUCCUUUAACUCCAUAUGAUACAUUACAGUUUCUCUACUACAGCAAAGAUUUGCAUGAAAACUUGCUUUCCAGUGUUUUUGUGAAAUUUAAAAGCACAAUUGUUAAAAAUGAUCAAAGUUCAGUAAAAAUACAGAAUUUAUCAUUUUCUAAAUCCUGUGAACUGGCUGUAUUUGAGGUUGCGGCCUCUGUGCAGCUUCAGAGAUCAUCAUAUAGCACUGACAUUGUGAAAUCUGAUAAUAGGUGGCACUCAAAAGUAGAUAGUAGGCAAUCAUUUAGUCACGUUCCAAUGUUGCACAAAAGUGGCUGGACUCUUGUGUUGGAGCAGUCUCAGUUCUGGGAAACAAGUGGUGCUUUGGCUAUUUUUAUUUCUCAUGUUCUGGUUUUACAUGGUGUAAACCACCUAUUUUCAUAGUGUGAGCCUCUAGACCUCUGAAUCUUGCUCUUGUUGUCUUUCUGCAAAAAAAAAAACAAAAAACAAAAAACAAAAAAACUUAUUCCAUUAUUCCAACUUGAAAUGCAGACGACCUGUUCAACCAAAUUUCAGAAGAAUCAAUGACACCAGGAUAGAUUUCAGAGGGAUGAAAUGGGGGUUUUGAGAUUUAGCUCCUCGCCGGAUCGCUGCCAAGAACGAUGAAUGGUGAAAAAUAACAUUUUUUAAGCACUUUUAAAAUCUGGUUGGAUUAUUUAAAUUAUAAUUUGUCUGAUAUGGUUUUCCCACAUAAGUCAAUUAACUAGUAAAAAAGGUUUAACUGCUGGACACUAGAUGUCUCCUACUUUGCUGAAAAGUGAGGUUUCAGCGUACAUGCACCAGAGUUUUUCAAGUUUAGAGAGGUAUGAGAUCAAAUUUGGUGUCAGCACAUACCCAAUUCUGCACAAUGACGGUCAAACAUCCGAGAGAAGUAACAAGAAGCGCAACAUGAUUUUGGAGUGGAGACAUAAGGUUUGCUCAUCUCUUUCUGUACCAUUCUGUCCUGCACUAGUAAAUGUUUUCUCAACAUUUAAGGGGUAUUAUUGUAUGUUCCAUUUUUAAAAAAGAAAAUGUAUGAAUUUACAUGUAUCAUUUGAGUCAU